Coniophora puteana RWD-64-598 SS2 is the source of this 2298-nucleotide messenger RNA. RefSeq names its product BAR-domain-containing protein. The record is from RefSeq and is a predicted model, not a curated record. Gene Ontology annotation, biological process: plasma membrane tubulation; endocytosis; actin cortical patch localization. Bases 93 to 2186 code for a protein of 697 amino acids. The transcript is spliced from 8 exons. Gene Ontology annotation, molecular function: protein binding; lipid binding. Gene Ontology annotation, cellular component: mating projection tip; medial cortex; Rvs161p-Rvs167p complex. Lineage: Eukaryota; Fungi; Basidiomycota; Agaricomycetes; Boletales; Coniophoraceae.
UUUGCAACAGCCCCGGAGGCGAACACGCAACACACUGGCAUUCCUCGUCUGAAUCCGCGUUUGGAUCUGACCACCACACCACCCUCGACACCAUGGCGAGCAAGCAGCUUGGGAAGUUUAAGCAGUGGGCGGGCGAGAAGAUCUCCUCGAGGGAGAAGACUGUCACCGCGGACGACAACGAUGACUUCAAGGAGACCGAGCAGGACAUCGACCUCCGCAAGGAGGGCCUCAUCCGGCUGCACAUGGCGGCGGAGGACUACCACCACACGCUCUCGAAGAAGAAAGAGUCGCCUGCAGUGCAGGAGAACGAGAAGCUCAUGCCAAUCGACACGUUUGGCAUUGUCAUGCUCAACCACGGGGAGGAGUUCGGAGACCAGUCUGCGUUCGGCUCCUCGCUUGUUAAGCUGGGCCGGGCCCACUGCAAGGUCGCCACGCUGCAGGAGUCGUACGCGAUCACGUUCCAGGAUGGGUUCAUCAACUCGUGCAAGGGGUUCUUGCAGGACAUCCGCGAUUACGAGCAUCAGAAGAAGAAGCUCGAAAGCAGAAGGCUUAGCUAUGACGCAGCACUCAACAAGCUCGAGAAACUCAAGGCUAGUAAGAAGGAGAAGGAGAAGGACCGGAAGGAUGCAGAGGACGAGCUUCAGAAGAGCAGGCUACGCUAUGAAGAGACGUCUGAAGACGUCCGAGCUCGGAUGCAGGCAAUCCAGGAGAACGAGGUCCAACAGCUGCGCGAGCUCACGAAUUUCCUCGACAUUCAGCUCAACUUCGCGCGGCAAUACAGGGAAAUCAUGCAAGAAGUGAAGGAGGGAUGGUGUGACGAAGCAAUGCUCACCAACUUCGAGCGCUCCCGAUCCCGAGCUGGGUCGCAGCACACCCGUCGCUCUGUGGAUGACGGAAGUCGAUUCCGCUCCGUCCGCUCCAAGCGCUCAGCGGUCUCCAUGAACAACCAGGGCUCAUCUACCGACGACGACGGGCCACGCAAACCCCAUUCUCGUCGUCCAUCAGAAUCCAAGACGACGAUGUCGUCGCGCCCCACCUCGCGCGCGUCGCGGAAGCGCUCGGACAGCGCGGCGACUGCGGGUGCUGCGGAGAAGGCCAGCAAGCGAAUGAGCGUCGCAGGGUGGGCGUCGAGCGCGGUUAGCUCGGUGACCGGCCGCGGGCGGAAGGAGGGCUCGAACUUUGCUGCGCUCAAGGAUAAGGCUGGAGGGGACUCAGACGACGACGAGAGUGACAAGGAGGGCAGCGGAACGCGGCCGCCAAGCUCGCGCUCGAUGGCGAAGAAAUCGCCGAUGCUGUCGUCGUCGUCGCCCCGCGUGCCGCCGCGCCGGUCGAAGCCCCCGUCCCCAACAGGCAGGGUUGUUAAGACGCUGUAUGACUUCUCGGGCACUGCGGACGAGCUGCCGUUCAAGGCUGGCGAGGAGAUCGUCGUGCUCAGCGAGCCCUCGGAGGACUGGUGGCUCGGCCAGAACGCGAGCGGCCGCAAGGGGCUGUUCCCCACCAACUACGUCGAGAGCACAUCUGCGCCCUCAAGUCACAUGCCUCGGUCUAGUUCUGGCGUGCCCUACCCCGAUGACGAGAGCGAAGAUGACGUCGGGAAGUAUAUCGGCCAGAAACCCGUGGGCGUCGGCGCCGCAGAAGGCGCGUCGGCGUACCUCAACGGCUUCGACUCGGCGAGCGCGAUCAGCUCGCUCGCGGACCACAACGAGGAGGAGCAUCUCGUGCCGUUCAAGGGAUCGGACGACGACGUGCACCUCCCCGGGCGGCACGACUCGCCCAGCGGAUCGUACUCGGGCUCUGGGUCCAGCGUCAGCGGCCAAGCCUCCGGCCCCGGCCCCGGCCCGGGCGGUCUGGGCGCCUCGCUCAGCCGCCUGCGCGCCCACUCGGACAUGGGCACGAAGCGCCCGGCACCGCCGCGGCCGCCCCCGCGCAAGUCGACGACGAAUCUGCUGAACGCUGCACCGCCGCUGGUGCCUGAGAGGCGGUCGCCGGCGCCGCAAGGCUCGUCGGCGCUGCUGCAGCCCCAUCCCAAUGGCGCGGCGUUGUCGGCGGCGGGGUCGCGGUCGUCGCCCGGGAAGGAUGUGUCGCCGUUUGACAGCUUGAUGGAUAUAUCGAUGCAGUGUACGACGUUUAAGCAGCAUCCUGGGGAGCCUAUUGGGUUUUGCGGGAACUGUUUCCGCAUGCACUAGCGAUGUUGUGGGUGGGAGGUGGGUGGGGGAUGAAGAAGGCUUCGUGCGCGGGGCUUUGAACAGUCUGUGAACAUAGGUGCCUAGGACUUUCAGUUGACUAGUAUCGUACGCC